Molecule: messenger RNA, 799 nt
Organism: Medioppia subpectinata
Lineage: Eukaryota; Metazoa; Arthropoda; Arachnida; Sarcoptiformes; Oppiidae
Source: the annotation of a GenBank genome assembly
UGUUUACGUUGUGUUUAUUGCGUGAAUAAUAAUCACUUGAAUAAUACAUUCAUUUUCUCUCCAAUAAACAUAACAAACAUUUAUAACAUAAUGAAUGUGUGAAUGAAUUGUAAGAGUUUUGCACUCAUUUCGCCACAAGUUUAUGAAAUACUCGUUGAAAACACAAUACAUUUGAUUGAUUUGAAUCUAAGGCUCGCAUAACACGAGAGGCGAUGGACGACGUGUUGCCCACUGGCAGUCGUAUUGAGGAUCAGAUUAAUGACAUCCCAUUGGCUGAUGAGGACGCGCCCGAAGAGCUAAGCGAUGGCGUCGACUCGUGUCAUACACACAGUGAAGAGAAAUUGUCUGAAUUGACAAACGCUUCACAACGCUAUCAACUCGACGGCCAGAGUAUUGAAUCGAUUCCAUCGGUUUAUACCAAUGGCACCGAUAGUCCCGGCGCUCAUCAUAAUUCAAUGGAUCCGGACUUAAGUCCCGACGAGAUGGAGGAAAAGGAGAGACUCAUCGCACAAGUGCUCGAAUGCCAGAAUACACUCGACGAUUUGUCUCAAAGAGUGGAUUCAGUGAAAGAGGAGAACCUGAAACUCAAGUCCGAGAAUCAAGUGUUGGCACAAUAUAUCGAGAAUCUAAUGUCAGCCUCGAGUGUCUUUCAGUCCACUUCUCCUAAAUCUAAACGAAAAUCAAUUAAAAAAUAAUUCUCCCAACAAAUCAAAGCAAAUCAUAAUUUAAAACUAAUUAUUACUCAAAGCUUUAACUCAAUUGUAAUAUUAAAUUUGUUAUCAAUUAAUUUAUCGAUUAA